This is a messenger RNA of Panicum hallii, 987 nucleotides long. RefSeq names its product basic proline-rich protein-like. The coding region runs from base 1 to 987 and encodes 328 amino acids. Lineage: Eukaryota; Viridiplantae; Streptophyta; Magnoliopsida; Poales; Poaceae. The record is from RefSeq and is a predicted model, not a curated record. The transcript is spliced from 2 exons.
AUGGCGAACUCCUACAUCAACGCCUUCUCCAGCUCCAAGUGGGAGGACUGGCGUGAAGGUUGGGUCAUCGCCGAGGCCGAUCCCCACGACCGCCUGGAGUUGCCAACGGAGGGGCCCCAGAGCGAUCGGAGCACCUGGAAGGCCAAGCCGACGAUGCCGGAGGAGCUCGGCCCGGUCCUUGAUCGGGUCAAGAAUUUCUCAAGGAGCGGCCUGAUGGCGGAGCUGGAGGUUGCGAUCCGGGGAAUGACCAGCGACGCGUUCAGCCCGGAGUCCCUGGUACUCCCGAGCGGGGUCAAGGCCCUGUGCGAGGACCAGGCGCUGCGGUCGUCAGUCCUGGCGUCAAUGCCGACCCUCAACGAGGGUGGCCUGGCGGUCCGGCAGCUGGGAGGCGACCCCAAUCGCGGGAUUCACAUCCCCGGCGCCUCCCCCAACCGCCAGCAGCACGCCAGCCAAGGUCCCGGGGGGCCAAGCCCCGGAGGUCCGGCCCCCACCGGGAAGGGAAAGGACAAGGUGCCGGUGCCGGAGCACCGCCACAAGGACAAUGCGGGUGCCGUCCCGGCCCGGAAGGACAACGAGACACAGGGGGCGGCGCCCGCACGGAGCAGCCAAGCGGAGGGGUCCAAGUCCCGGAGGCUCCAGCGCGGAGACGGCUCCUUCGUCGGGGAGCCGGCCCCCAAAUGCCAGAAGACGGUAGAGGCGGAGAGGCAAAGCCGAGCUCCACCACCUCCGCCGCAGUGCCAGCAGCCGGAGAGGAGGCCGAAGGAAGCGUGGCGGCCUUCCCCAGAGCAGCAGACUCCUCCGCCGCCUCCGACGACACGACGCCCCAUGAGGCCACCACCGCCGACAGAGCCCAGGCCGCAAACCCCGCCCCCGCCACCAGAAGCGCCAGCGGCCGGGGACCACCACCAGAGGUUCGGGGGGUCCUCGGCAGGAAAAAAGGUCCCCCCAGUCGCCCGGGGCGGUUGGGAGUGGUACAACUUCGUGUAA